AUGGGACCCUACAUCAGACCAAUGGCGGCGGCAGCGACCCUGUCGGGCCUGGCGUUGCGAGUGCCGCGCUGUGCAGCAGCCCGAGACUCCUACCGCGCGUUCUGCAAGGGGCUUACGCGCACGCUGCUCACCUUCUUUGACCUGGCCUGGCGGCUGCGCAUGAACUUCCCCUAUUUCUACGUCGUGGCCUCUGUGAUUCUCAACGUCCGCCUGCAGGUACAUAUUUAGAUUAACUAACUUUGUGGCAGUCGCGAGCCCCCCUCAGGAUGACUGACUUCCAC
Molecule: messenger RNA, 281 nt
Organism: Pteronotus mesoamericanus
Lineage: Eukaryota; Metazoa; Chordata; Mammalia; Chiroptera; Mormoopidae
Product: small integral membrane protein 10-like protein 2A
Exons: 1
Coding region: 1-228 (75 amino acids)
Source: RefSeq, a predicted model, not a curated record